CAGAUUCUCUAAACACUACUGUUAUCUUUUCCUAAAUCCUUCUGAAUUCUCCUCCUCAUCUUUCCUUGGUCUCAUCGCGUUUUCCAUCAGUGAAAAGUGGUCGUUAAAGAAGUUAGGACGUCAUUUAUUGACGUUUUCCACCGCGCAGCUCCGUAUAUCUCUGGUCGCGGUGUUAGCGCGUCAUCACGUUGGUUAUGACGUUUUUAGAGAGCGGCGCCGUUUCAGAGAGGAAUGGGAGCUAAUCAUUUUCCCCACAUUUUGAUAGUUUAAUCCGUGAAUGGCGCCGAAACAGGACCCGAAACCUAAAUUUCAAGAAGGUGAAAGAGUGCUGUGUUUUCAUGGGCCAUUGCUCUACGAAGCUAAGUGUGUUAAGAUAAACAUCAAGGAUAAACAAAUCAAAUACUUUAUUCAUUACAGUGGUUGGAAUAAGAACUGGGACGAAUGGGUUCCUGAAAGCAGAGUGCUUAAGUAUGUGGACAGUAAUCUGCAGAAACAGAAAGAGCUUCAGAGGGCCAAUCAAGACCAUUAUGUAGAAGGAAGAAUGAGGGGUGCUGCGCCGAAUAAGAAGAUACCUGCUCCACCGCAGAAAAAUGACGUGAAAACCAAAAAGAACAAACAAAAGACUCCUGGUGCAGGAGAAGGGACAAGUUCGGGAGGAGACCCGACCCACCCUCCACGAAAGAAGAGGGCACGCGUUGAUCCAACUGUUGAAAGUGAGGAGACAUUCAUAAAUCGAGUGGAGGUUAAAGUAAAAAUCCCUGAGGAGCUGAAACCAUGGCUUGUGGAUGACUGGGACCUAAUUACACGACAAAAACAGCUUUUCCACCUACCUGCCAAAAAGAAUGUUGAUGCAGUCCUUGAAGAUUAUGCAAACUACAAAAAAUCAAGAGGAAACUCUGACAGCAAGGAGUUUGCCGUGAACGAGGUGGUUGCUGGUAUCCGGGAAUAUUUCAGUGUCAUGCUGGGGACACAACUUCUCUACAAAUUUGAGAGACCGCAGUACGCAGACGUCCUGGCCAACCACCCAGAUACAUCUAUGUCUCAGAUCUACGGCGCCCCUCACCUACUCAGACUCUUUGUGAGAAUUGGAGCUAUGCUGGCGUACACUCCCCUUGAUGAGAAGAGCCUUGCACUGCUGCUCAGUUAUCUACAAGACUUCCUCAAGUAUCUUGUAAAGAACUCUGCAUCGCUCUUCAAUGCAAGUGACUAUGAAGUUGCCCCUCCAGAAUACCACCGCAAGGCAGUCUAAGGUUUUUUAUUUUAGGAUCUGAAGCCUUUGUGUGUUGAAGUUUGGAGACGACAUUUUUACCCGUCGAAAAGUAUGUGAUUUCACAAAAAAGCCUUCGGAGAACGGAUUGUGCGAGAUCUGUUGAUUUAUUAAGGAAGAAUCAGAGAAAGAUGUCACACUAAUCCCUGGACAAAUUCAUUUUCUUUCAUGUGGAAAGCUGCUGAGUACGCUCUUCCUGUAUUGGUAUGUUUUUGAGUACCACUUUUUAGUUUCUAUGAUACUUGUUUUGUCCGGUGGUUCACCAAGAUCUUUUGAAAAGGAAUUUCAUCAUGAGUAUUUUUUUUUUGUUUCCUGUCUUGGUUCAGAUGCUGGCUAAAUUUGUCUUGUAGGCUGUCAUCAUUUUCUAAUAAAAGUCUCAUUCUCAA
Molecule: messenger RNA, 1653 nt
Organism: Sebastes umbrosus (honeycomb rockfish)
Lineage: Eukaryota; Metazoa; Chordata; Actinopteri; Perciformes; Sebastidae
Gene: morf4l1
Product: mortality factor 4 like 1
Exons: 12
Coding region: 278-1249 (323 amino acids)
Biological process (GO): regulation of DNA-templated transcription; chromatin organization
Cellular component (GO): nucleus; NuA4 histone acetyltransferase complex
Source: RefSeq, a predicted model, not a curated record